AUGUGUGACAUAUUUUCAAACAAGAAUAAAGUUAAAAUACGUAUAUUUAGUCCUAUCAUUCUCUUUAAUGAUUCAACAGCUGAUAUUUGCAGUGAUAGUCAGGUGAUUGAAUUAAAAAAACAAAAAGUGGAUGCUAUGCUUAAAACGAAUGUACAAUUUUGGAACAGUAUUAUUUAUAAUCAUCAUCAUCAAAAAAAUCUGUCACCACCUGAAACACCACCACCUUCGACCAUUUAUAAUAAUAGUCCUUCCCCUUAUUACUCAUCAUCUUGUUCAUCUGCCACUACUACUACUACUAAAUGGAAUCAAAAACGUCAAUCAGAAGAGGAUAAAGACAAUGAUGAUAGAAUGAUUCAAGAUGCUCAUAAAAAUAAAAAAUUAAAAACAAAAGCUACCACUACUAAUGCUGGUGCUGCUGCUACUACUACUACUGCUGCUGCUGCUACUACUACUACUACUACUGUUGUAACAACAAGUCAUCAUGGUCGAAAGAGAAGAGGCAACUUACCCAAAAAUGUGACAGCUAUUUUAAAACAGUGGUUAAUAGAACAUAGUAGACAUCCAUAUCCAACUGAAGAAGAAAAACGUGGAUUACGAUUAAAGACCAAUCUUACUUUAAAUCAAAUUAGUAACUGGUUUAUUAAUGCACGUAGACGUAUUUUACCAUUAAUUUUAUCUUCUCCUUAUCAACAAGAAGAAAAUAAUCCACACUCACUGAGAAAGAAAUCAAGAAGAAAGCGUGGAUGGAUUACUAAUCAUGCUACAACAGAUAGUAAACAUAUCAAACAAUUAUGUCCAAUUGUAAAAGAAAGAGAUGAAUUACCAUAAUUGGAUAUGUCAGACUUGAAUUAAAUCAAAAUACUUGUUGCAUAUAUUUAUAUAUAAUCAUAUAUAUGUGUAUAUAUACAUAUAAAGACAUAUAUAUACAAAUAUAUAUAAUGGUAGAAAAUUUAUUUAUGUAAUAAACCACAUACAUACACGCACACAUAUACAUACACAUGUAUUCAUACAUACAUACAUACGUAC
This is a messenger RNA of Cokeromyces recurvatus, 1026 nucleotides long. RefSeq lists its product as uncharacterized. Gene Ontology annotation, molecular function: DNA-binding transcription factor activity, RNA polymerase II-specific; RNA polymerase II cis-regulatory region sequence-specific DNA binding. The record is from RefSeq and is a predicted model, not a curated record. Lineage: Eukaryota; Fungi; Mucoromycota; Mucoromycetes; Mucorales; Mucoraceae. The coding region runs from base 1 to 828 and encodes 275 amino acids. Gene Ontology annotation, biological process: regulation of transcription by RNA polymerase II. The transcript is spliced from 4 exons.